Messenger RNA from Fonsecaea multimorphosa CBS 102226, 1377 nucleotides. RefSeq lists its product as uncharacterized. The record is from RefSeq and is a predicted model, not a curated record. The transcript has a single exon. Bases 1 to 1377 code for a protein of 458 amino acids. Lineage: Eukaryota; Fungi; Ascomycota; Eurotiomycetes; Chaetothyriales; Herpotrichiellaceae.
AUGGCGAACUCACAGUCCCCCGCGGAAGACUCGAUGGUCCCUGCCACUCCUCCCUACGCGCGCACUCGCUCAGCAGACAGUAUGAACAAAUCCUCUUAUGCAUCUCCUCCACCAAUGUCAGCCUCUAUGACCCCACCUCCGUCUACGCAGCCGCCUCGAUAUCAGUCUCCCGUCAAUCGCAUAAGCGCUGCUCCCAUCGACGCCUUGCUUGCCUCACCUCCGCAAACUGCUAUCCGAUCAAAUGUCCUUGGCGCUUUGCCAACCCCAGAUGCGAUCGCAAAAGCGGAGAUCGAAGAACUGCGAAGCAUGGCCACAGAUUUGGUCGCAGCAGUCCGCGAAGCGCGAACCUCAGCCGCUCAUUUCAAACUGCAGCACAGCCUUCUAGCUAUGGAGGCGGAUCAGGCUGCGCAACGAGCUGAGGUUGAACAACAGAUGAGUCGCCGGGAAAUCGAGGUCCUUCAAACCGCUGAAUACAGGCAGCGCGCAUCCAUGCAGUCACGAAACUCAGUCGCGCCGCCCCAACCUCAGAUCGAGGCGUUGACCAAAACAUGCCGGGCUUUGGAGGAGGAGCGUGACGAGGUAGAGAAACGACUGGCGCGAGCAAAGAAGCUUGUCGAGUUGCAGAGUGAUCGAAAUGAAUUGCUUGAAGAGGAAAACGCUCUACUGAAAAGGCGAAUUCGCGAGAACAGAGAGCACUUCACCAGGUUCAAAAGCCUGUCGCCAUCGUACACCACCCCUCGCGACACCUUCACGACGCCUCACCGGAAGCCCGUGCCUCGUUUUCCAGAGUCUGCACCUGCAGCGAACCAUUCAAACAUUGCAGCCCUUCUUGCCGCUGAUCAAGUACUCAGUGGAGAGAGUGCCAGCGUCCCUUCAACGCCCACCAGGACCCACACCUCCAAAUUCAAGCAUGGCCACACUCGUGGAGCUCAUUCACUGUCGUCCCUUCAGACUACACCUGUACAAGUUAGACCUGCCACGAACGACGGCUACCCAGCUUCUGUGGUACCCUUUUCCGCACCCUCUUCUCAAAUGGUGCUUGAGUCAGCAGAAAGAGAGCGUCAUGACCGCGAUAGCACUAUUUCCAUAUCUGAUGCCGAAGAAGGCAACAACGACGAUAGCAUUCCAGAGUCUCAGGCCAGUUCAAUGGCGAGCGAUAUGUUGCGACGAAACCCAGGUUCUCAGGAGAGCUUGAGGCUGUCUCAAGGCGCAGAACGCUCAAGCAAUCUACUUCAAAGCAAGAUAUUUGGUCCCAUCAAGAAAGCUGGUCAGCCCAGAAAACGAGGGGCGAGUUUUGGAGAGUCUGACAUCAAGGCGAAGAAGGCAAAACUUUCUCAAGGAGUGGGACUUGGAAUUGGGUCUUGGAGUCAGGCUUGA